This is a messenger RNA of Postia placenta MAD-698-R-SB12, 1562 nucleotides long. RefSeq lists its product as hypothetical. The transcript has 5 exons. The coding region runs from base 227 to 1363 and encodes 378 amino acids. The record is from RefSeq and is a predicted model, not a curated record. Lineage: Eukaryota; Fungi; Basidiomycota; Agaricomycetes; Polyporales; Adustoporiaceae.
GCCGUCGCUUUGGCAUCUCGGCCCAUACGAGAAGUAUAAGUACUCUUCCGGGUCCACCUGUCCUCAUCCAACUCGGCUUCCCUCUCCCCUCAGGACUAGUCCUAUUCCAUUCUCUUCAUUCUCGGUCUGUGAUCAUACAGCUUGUACUAGACGACCUGGUGUCCUCCCCCCACGACAUUUUGAGAAUAGCGACGUCACUAUCUAGACCACACUCACGAUUCCCAACAUGAAGUUCACUACUGUCUUUGUUGCCACUCUCUUCUCCGCUGCACUUGCUCUCCCACGAUACAUUCCUCGUGACAGUAGCUUCCUGAAGCAGAACGGCGAGGCGGCGAUUGCGUUGAACAACCAGUUCAAGUCUCUUACCGUGAACUCGUCCUGCACAGCGGGCGAGAACGCUUGCGUCAACGGGGAGUUUGCCCAGUGUGUCAACGGUGCAUUCGUAUUGACCUCUUGUGGCACUGGUGAGGUCUGUGCCGCGCUGCCGCUCGUCAACUCUGAGGGUACCAGCAUUACAUGCGCGACACAAGCACAAGUCAAUUCUCGCAUUGCCGCUACGGGAGCCACAUCCGCCUCGAAUGCCACAUCAUCUGCCUCACCUUCUAAUGCCACAUCUGCACCACCCUGUAUGUCGACUUUAGCUUCGGCUUCGGCUGUGGCUAUCGCACCCUCGUCCACUGCUGCCGCCUCGACUGCCAAUGCGUCUGAUGCGCAAUCAUCGUUCACGCUGCUCAGUUCUCUGGUUCAGACUGGGUUCUCGCAAAACGGUACCGAAGAUAGCAGCCCCGAGCCUGGCGAAAUCGCGUCCGUGACGUCGACGAACAACUUCAUCAACUUCUGUGCGACGGUCAACCUCCCGCUCACGAAUGGCACGCAGGUCGCAUCCGGAUCGUGCAACCCCGCGCCGAUGGGCGUCAUGCCGAACGUGAACAACACCCCCACGGCCAAGUUCGUCUACCCGGCGAACCUCGACACGGUCAAGGCGAACACGACCUUCACCGUUGUGUUGGCAAUUGACCACCUCGACACGGGCUUCUUCGUCAACCCGGCCACGAACUACUUCGCCGCGCCGCAGAUGGUCAACGAGACCACGGGCAACGUCAUGGGCCACUCGCACGUCGUGAUCGAGAGGCUCACCGCGCUCAACCAGACGACGCCGACGAACCCCACCAAGUUCUCGUUUUUCAAGGGCCUCAAUGACGUCGCGGUGAAUGGCACGCUGUCCACCGUCGUCACGGGAGGGGUGCCUGCGGGUGUGUACCGUCUCGCGUCCAUUAACGCUGCGGCGAACCACCAGCCCAUCCUCGCCUCCGUCGCACAGCACGGCGCGAUCGAUGACAUGGUCUACUUCAUGGCCGAAUGAGAGUCAUCGCCUCAUGACCUGAUGCACUUCAUCCACGUUUAUUCGUUGUUGACAACGAUAUGUAUGAGUUUUAGUUUCCGGCUCUGGUAUAGCUGUAACAUUAUUUCGGGUCAUCAAUCCUGUAUCGUUAGUCUGCACUGCACAUCACGCUCCCUAAUACAGACUCGUCCUUUGCCUCGAAUCAUAUUGAUCAUCCGCA